This is a messenger RNA of Plasmodium relictum, 468 nucleotides long. Its product is annotated as conserved Plasmodium protein, unknown function. The transcript is spliced from 5 exons. NCBI's taxonomy places the organism in Eukaryota, Apicomplexa, Aconoidasida, Haemosporida, Plasmodiidae. The record is from RefSeq and is a predicted model, not a curated record. Bases 1 to 468 code for a protein of 155 amino acids.
AUGAUAAAUAAAUCAAAAUCCAAAAGUUUUAUAUUGUUCGAAGGAGAAAAUGAGAUAAAUUAUAAAAACUUCUGUUAUGAUUAUUCAGAAGAGCUUGUUAGAAAAAGAACUUUAGAUUUUCAGUCUCAUAAAAGUUUAAAUGGGAAAAGCAAAUUGGAUAAGUGGUCUUCUAAAGAUAAAAUAGAAUUUAAUUACGAUAGUUUAAUAAAAUUACAAAAACUUUCAACUAAAUGCAAUAAAUUCUAUAUUGAUUUAUUAAAUAUAAGAAAUAAAGAAGAAUUAACUGUUUUUUACUCAUUAAACUUUUUACAAAGCAAGCUAAAUCUAAUCGCAAAACAUGAUUUCAAAAACUUUUUAAAUUAUAAAGACCAAGAGAAAUGCCACAAAAUUCCAAUGUUGUGGAUUCAUGAUCAUAAGACAACAUAUUCGACGUCAAAAAAAAAAGAAAAAAUAGAAAUAAUAAAAUAA